AUGUGUGAUUACAAUCGAACGUGGCGUUUAAUAAUAUUAUAGGCUGUAGCACUACAAUCAGUUUUAAUUUUAGUUUAAUUUUAUUUUAUGUAGUAUUUAUAUUUUAAUGAUAUCAAAAUUUGCAGCUAAACAUUUUGAAGUACCUUUCUUUUAUAAUAGUGGGUGACGGGUAUUGUAAGAUUGAUCAUGACGUGUUCUGUUUAGUGCUAGAUUUGUAUAUUAUACCUAGAAAUUAAGAUUAACAGUUAUCUUUAAAGUAUGUCGUCUUCUGGAGACUUCGGUAAUCCUCUAAGAAAAUUCAAAUUGGUGUUUUUGGGAGAACAAAGCGUGGGUAAAACAUCACUCAUUACAAGGUUCAUGUAUGAUAGUUUUGACAACACAUACCAGGCUACUAUUGGUAUUGAUUUUUUGUCUAAAACUAUGUACCUUGAAGAUAGAACUGUAAGAUUACAGCUAUGGGAUACUGCUGGACAAGAAAGGUUUCGAAGUCUCAUUCCUUCAUAUAUAAGAGAUUCAACAGUUGCAGUUGUUGUUUAUGAUAUUACAAAUGCUAAUUCUUUUCAUCAAACAUCAAAAUGGAUAGAUGAUGUUCGAACCGAACGGGGAAGUGAUGUAAUUAUUAUGUUGGUUGGAAACAAAACUGAUUUAACCGAUAAAAGACAAGUAUUGGCUGAAGAUGGAGAGCGAAAAGCCAAAGAACUUAAUGUCAUGUUUAUUGAGACUAGCGCUAAAGCUGGUUAUAAUGUGAAACAAUUGUUCAGAAGAGUAGCAGCCGCACUACCUGGUAUGGAUGUAGCUGAAAAUAGGCCCCCUGAAGACAUGCAAGAAGUCGUGCUUAAAGAUACACCAAAUGAUGCAGCAAAUCCAGAGAAGAGUUGUGCAUGUUAAAAUAAAAUAGUGAAAAAGAAAUACUUUACAAUCCAUCCAAUUUUUAUGUAAAAUAAGUUAAAAAAAAAAAAAAAGACUAACUUUUUUCUAAGUAGUAAUACUUUUUUUUUGGUCUACAUUUAUGUAUUGUGUACAUAAUAAAGAGAGACCUGUAUUAAUAUUUGGUUUUAAGUUUGAUAAAUUCAUAUAAGAAAUUAGUAGCCUAAUUAAAACAAAAUAAGAUUAUAAAAAAGGGAUUGGAAAAAUGACUAUUUCACUCAACAUUCCCAGAACGUUUACAAAUCUAUAUUUUUUUUUUUUGUCAACAAUUAUUUUUAUUUAUUUCACAAUUAUUAAAAUUUAUUAAUAGUAUUGUGGUAAAUAUUAUUGUAAAUAUAUUUUAUAGUUUAAAACUUAUUAUCGCCUUUUAUUUUUAAUUAUUUUCUAAUAAUACG
Molecule: messenger RNA, 1322 nt
Organism: Adelges cooleyi (spruce gall adelgid)
Lineage: Eukaryota; Metazoa; Arthropoda; Insecta; Hemiptera; Adelgidae
Gene: Rab6
Product: ras-related protein Rab6
Exons: 7
Coding region: 259-888 (209 amino acids)
Molecular function (GO): GTPase activity; GTP binding
Source: RefSeq, a predicted model, not a curated record